GCGAGAUCGAGUGAGCAAUGGAAUUCGAAUUGUAGCGACGGUGUUCUGGUUCAUGUGUUGUUAACUUGAUAUUUUAUAAAUGGAAGUAGAAUCCAGAUGCUUGUUUUCGUCCUCAAAUAGCGAAUUUCUAAGGCUCAACAACGUGCUUAAGCCAGGCUGUGCUUGGUCCUAGGCCCCAGACAUCUAAAGCCCUCACCACCCUAACAUGACUGUAUGGAACUCCUCAUUUUGCAGUGAAAGGAUUCUGUUAAUCAUGUUCAGCUGCUUCCUGUAUGAGUAAGAUAUGGUGUAAAGAUAAUUUCUGAAGUGCUGUUGGAUAGAAAGAACAACCAAGAUAAGUGCAUAAAAUUCUAUGGACCCAUCUAUAGUGAAGCUUCUGGAAGAUGACGAGGAUGAAAGUAUGCAUUCAGGAGCAGAUGUGGAAGCAUUUCAGGCUGCAUUAAAUAGAGACAUAGGAGGAGAUACUUCAACUUCUCAGCUGUCUGGUUCAGACACAGGAAGCAAUAAUUCAUUGAGCCAGUCGUUACCGAAGUGGCCAACUUCUAGCCAUGACAACCAAAGUGACUGUCAUAAUCAAGAGCCUAAAGUUGUGCAGCACCAAGAGCAACGACAUUCAUCUGAAAUGGAGCAGAAGCCACAGCAACCUCUUGUUGAACAACUACAUAAUGUUGCUUCCAAGGAUGCGAUUAAUCUCCCUUCGUCUCAGAAACAAUCUCAAGAUGAAAGUGUUCAAGGCCAUACUGUACAAGCUCCCCACCAAAAUUCUCAAACAAAUGGAAUUCAGAAUUCUGAAAAAGAUCCUGUCUUCAACCAUGAGGCAGUCAACACACAUAAUUCCAAUCAUGGAUCUCAGUAUGCAAAGCUGCAGCAGAUGAGUAAUCAACAGGCCACCGUCAAUGAACAGCCUGGAAGUCAGGUCAAUCGGAAUAAACAGGUACCAUUUGCCAUGUUGCUCCCUAUGUUGAUUCCCCAGCUUCCCAAAGACAGAGCCAUGCAACUUCAAACUUUAUUUAAUAAAUUGAAGAAAGAUGAAAUGCCCAAAGAUCAGUUUGUGCGGCUUAUGAAAGGUAUUGUAGGGGAUCAGAUGCUUAGAUUAGCAUUAACAAAAGUGCAAUUACAGACAAGAUCCAACCCAGGACCCGCUGGGCAGCAGCAUCCUCCUGUAAGGAUGCCAAAUGUUAAUUCAGGUGCAACAAAAUUUAAUGAUCCCCAUGCAUUAGCACAGCUGCAUCAGAGAAGUAUGAAUGCCGCUGCAGAUCAAUCUAAUAAUACUUCUUCAGCCGUCCAAGUAAAGAAUGAACCAACCUAUCCAACUAUGGAAAUUAAUGCUAAAAAAUCUCAGAAACUGGAUGUUCAAGUAGAAUCUGAAGGAGUGCAACUAAAUCAGUUACCAUCAUCCAGUUCUAAUGCUGUUAGUCAAGAAAUGGAAAGAUCCUCACUUCACUUACAAGGCCUUAAUAAGGAGCAACAACAGCAUCUACAUUUCCCUUCAGCAUAUGGUAGCAGUGGUGGUAAUUAUAACCCUUUUUCGGGCUCAACCAGUAGUUCCACAUCAUCUCUCAGACCACAACCUCUUGAUUCACACAUGAGGCAAAUUCCACAUCAGAGCAUCAGUCCAAACCAAUUAGGUGGGACAACACAGGGUUUGAUUGGUUUAACAAAACUUGACCAGCAAAAUUCUUUCAAUGAUCCCAAGAGAAUGCCUGGUGGAUUUGUGUCCCCUAUGGUAAACAAUACAGCAUCACAACUAACUACAAAUUCUUGGCAACCAUCAGCAAACAAAGAACAAAAUUCAGCCUCGUUUUCAUCUGUUCCAUAUGUAAAAAAGGAGCCUAAUGACCUGUCUACAGAGCAGCAACACAGGCAUAAUGUGUCUAAUCAAGGCACCCUAAAGGAGGAGUUUUCAAGAGGCCUUCCAGCAUCCACAAGUAUGCUGCAUACAACAUCUUCUAGCUUGCUUCCUCUCAAUUCUUCUUCCCCUUCUGUAUCUCAACUUGACCCCAGUGCCACUUUAAGCUCUCAGAUCCCAUCAAAUACAUCUGUUAUAAAUGCAAGGACACCUCUGAAAAAACCUUCCCCUGGCCAGAAGAAACCAAUUGAAGCACUUGGUUCUUCACCUCCUCCUCCAAGUAAGAAACAAAAAGUGUCUGGGGCAUCUCUCGAGCCAAGCAUUGAACAGCUUAAUGAUGUUACUGCUGUUAGUGGUGUUGAUCUUAGGGAGGAGGAAGAACAAUUAUUUUCUGGGCCCAAGGAGGACAGUCGAGCUUCAGAAGCAUUUCGCAGAGUUGUGCAAGAAGAGGAGGAAAGACUGAUUUUGCAGAAAGCUCCAUUGCAAAGAAAAUUGAUUGAGAUUAUAACUGAGUGUGGCUUGAAGAGUAUGAGUGAUGAUUUGGAGAGAUGCUUGUCAUUGUGUGUGGAGGAAAGAAUGCGAGGAGUAAUAAGUAAUGUGAUUAGAAUGUCAAAACAGCGGGUUGAUUUGGAGAAGACAAGACAUCGGACUGUUGUCACUUCAGAUGUCCGGCAGCAAAUCCUAACAAUGAAUAGGAAGGCAAGGGAAGAAUGGGAGAAAAAACAGGCUGAAACAGAGAAGCUGCGGAAACUAAAUGAUGUAGAUUGUAAUGCUGGGAUUGAUGGUGACAAGGAGAAGGAUGAGGGUCGCACUAAAGCAAUGAAGGUGAACAAAGAAGUGGAUGACAAGAUGAGGACAAAUGCUGCUAAUGUUGCUGCCCGAGCUGCUGUUGGGGGAGACGACAUGCUGUCAAAGUGGCAACUUAUGGCUGAGCAAGCCAGACAGAAGAAACGUGGAGGGGGAAUGGAUGCUUCAUCUGGUUCUCAGCCAGCUAAAGAUGUGAGCCACAGAUCUUCAUCAACAUCUGGAAGGAGUACAAAAGAUAAUCAAGCAAGGGAGAAAAAAGGUCCAACUUCUGGGGCUGGUAGAAAAUUUGGGAGAAGUCAUGCCACAACACCUCAAACUAGCAUAGCUCGAAGCAUAUCUGUCAAGGAUGUGAUUGCAGUCCUGGAGAGGGAACCCCAGAUGUCCAAAUCAUCACUCUUAUAUCGAUUGUAUGAGAGAAUUCAUUCUGACACCUCAACUGAAUAAGCUUAAAUUUCUGUAGAUAACGUGAUGUACAUCAGCAGGUGUGUGAAAAAGAUUUGUUACACAUUCAGUGGAAGGAGACCUUAAAUUAAUUUUUCUUCCCUUUUGAGUUUUAACAAACAUUACAAUUUCUCCUAGAGGUGCCCAACUGGACGUAAAAUGCUUGUUUCACAAUAGUCAUCCCUCAUAUCUCUGGAAGAAUCGCAAUGUGUGCUAGCAGAGAAUGAGAUGGGACUUAAUAUAAUCGGAUGGUCGAAAUUGUGUAGAUGUCAGUAAAAUUACGUGUUUAAAUGUAUGUAUGUAUCUUGUAUUAUUCCAACUAUUUAUUUUUUAGACGACUUUUGAUCUACAUUUCUAUACAUUUUAAGGCAGGGAAUGAACCAAGCUAGCUUGGGAAGUACUAACCUUUAUAUAGCACGGUUCAGCAGAUUCAUAAGCUGGAGAUUUGGCUUGUUUAUUAAAUGGAUCGAGUUUUAACA
Molecule: messenger RNA, 3576 nt
Organism: Glycine soja
Lineage: Eukaryota; Viridiplantae; Streptophyta; Magnoliopsida; Fabales; Fabaceae
Product: transcription initiation factor TFIID subunit 4b-like
Exons: 17
Coding region: 353-3100 (915 amino acids)
Biological process (GO): transcription initiation at RNA polymerase II promoter
Cellular component (GO): transcription factor TFIID complex
Molecular function (GO): protein heterodimerization activity; RNA polymerase II general transcription initiation factor activity; DNA binding
Source: RefSeq, a predicted model, not a curated record